AUGCCUUCACCAGAAAGCUUCCCUCUUCCUCGUCUCCCUUCUCCUCUUCCUCUUCCUCGUCAUCUUCCAGAAUGGACCUCCGUCAAGGAGACGAUCCGCCACCUUUACGUCGAAAACGGUCUCUCUAUCAAAGAGCUGAUGCAGACCAUGGAAGCGGAGCACUCUUUCAGAGCAACUCGGAAGCAGUACCUGAGCAGACUCGUCAAAUGGGGCUUCAACCGCAACAUCAAGGCUGAGACCAUGACCAAAAUUGCCCUUAUUCGAGAGCGAAGAAGACGAUUGGACGGGAUGCCUACCGUCUUUACAUACAACGGGCUGAUAGUCGACGACCGGAAAAUUGAACGUUUCAUCCGAGAAAAAAUUGGAAGAAGUCAACUUGAACGCAUGAACGUCGAUGAUGUGUCGACACCCACUGGCGUCACGUAUGAAACCCCUCGUGCCAUGGCCAACGAGGAUGUUGGCGAGAACGUGGACGAGGAGCCACUUAAUGGGGAACGCCAGAAGACUGAGAUGCCGCGUGCAAUAACAUGGGCACUUGGUGCACUGAGGCCUCUACGAUACGAAGAACUCGCAACAGCCUGUGGUAUCAUGGGUGAUAAGAAGAAAGAGAUUAAUUCAGAAAGUAAUAUCCCUUCCUGGACUCGCGGUGUCUUCGAGACAGGUGAAGAUGGCUUCAUAAGGCAAACGUCCCGUGCUCCCGAUAUAUUAGCCCAGUUCACCCCCACCGAUGCCGCCGAUAACUUAAUAUUGGAAACCAUUCUUAAGGGGAUCACUGAUGACAAGAAGAAUUUCAGACUUCUGUAUGAGUGUGGAAUCGUCUUUGAAAGAUUUAAAUCCGAAGCCCCGGAAGCCCUAACAUCCGAGCCCUGGUGGUACUUCAUGGAAUACCAAACACUCUACUGGCCAUCGCAUUUAUGUAGACUCAGCCACGAAUUAAAGCCCACGGAAGAAUCAGCAUUAAAUGAUUUGAUAAGAGCCCCUAUUUGUGUAGGAUGGAUUGAAGCUCUUGCUUUGUUUACCAAGGAAAGUUUUGGAGUUGUUCUUAGCCGGAUACUACAUAUUGUACUGGCUUUCUGCAAUGGAAACGGGCCCUCUCACCUCAAGCCUAGCACUAUUUCUGCAUUGCGAGCCUGGGCAAAGUCUUGCCAACAUCUUGUUCAUGACUGGAGGGAGAUACUCUCAAAAUGGCCUGGUGAAAUCCACUACAUCCAAUCUGCGUUUUUACCAAAGGACAACAUCUUCCAGAAUCACAAAAACAGCAGCCUUCAGUACGUUUUGCCCGAUUACAAUCUGCCUAAGCCUAAUAUGGAAAUGUCAUUCUUUGAGAAAAUGAGUGUGGAAAGCUCAUUGUUGGAGGAAAUAGGUGCGUGGGGUAUAUUGAUGGAGGAAAUGAGUGAGUGGAGUGCAUUGAUUGAGGUUGAUUAUUCUGCUCGACGCAUUUAUUAUGCAUACCCGCAUUAUGGUAUGGUAUCUCUGUCAGAGCGCCCGUGGAAAAUCUGUUGUAUCUCCAUGGAUACCGGGUUAACGAUCGCAGAAUACCGAGGAAAGACUACUUUUGGGGACCAAAGGAAUGAAAGGAGUUCUACGGAGGCCAUCAAAGCCCAACUAGCCAUCAGUCCCGACGGCAGAUACCUAGCCUAUGAGGAACUGGUUGACUGUCGCCCAAGUAUGACCGAUGUUCGAGUCUUUACAUACUUUUGGAAUAUACAGCCUACAGUUACUCUAGAUGGUGACGUCUUUGGCCAGUGUUUUCAGUUAAAUAGGGGCGCCCGCGGCCCCUCCUUUUACUUUGGAAGAACACUUGGCUUCGAUAAGGAUGCCAAUCUGGUUCAUGCCUGUGGGGUUUAUAGCGUGAAGACCCGGGCCAGCGUUCACUCUCUAUUCACUACGGAUUUCUUGCUGGAGAUAAAGUCCGCAAUAAUCUCAAGAGACCGGACUGUAACAGCGUUUGCACUAUUCAAGGAUUCAGAGCGCAAGAAGAUUAAUAUUUGGAUCCGCGAUAAUUUCCGGACUGAUGUCCAGAUGCAUUGCGUGUAUAAUGGGAUUGCGUGCCUUCUAGAUAUAAGUACUUCCGGCCGUUUAUUAGCGUUGUUAGAGUCGCCAGAAGCGUUCGACGAGGAUGAAGAGUCCACAUACAAUCUAGUUGUGCUAGAAAUCACAUCCGGUAAUAGAAAUAUCCUACACUCGUUUACGAUCCCGACCCAUAUCCCGAAAUCCAAAAAUAACCAUAAUGCUCUGUUUAAAGCCUUCUUUGGGGACAACGAAAAAGAGCCCGUGCUAUUUGUGUCUGAUAAAGUUGAGAGCGUGGGUCGAGUGUGGCGGAAAUCACGCUGGGGCUGGAAGCGCAUUGGAGAUCCUCGCGUUAAAGGUGCGCGAGUUGAACCUGCUUUUCAGCCUCUGAAGUUCAGUGAUGAUGGCACUGAAGUCGUUGGGAUUCACAAAUGGGGCGUUUGCUCGAUUGAUGCCCACAAUCAUUAUAAGAUCCCUCUGUCCAUGGAAGAGGUGGAUGAUGACUUGGAAGUAGUCAACGUUAUGGAAAGCUCUUGGGGGGGUCACUAUUUGUAUUGUGUCGAUACGGAGAAGCGCUGUGAGGAGACUUUUAAGAUUGCGGGUUGGCAGUUAGAUCUGAACUCGAAUCCCCCUAUAAAGGAAGACUUUUAUUUCUUUUCUCCAACAUCCCUACUGUCAAUUUCAUUACCAUGGAUACCCACGCCAGGAAAAUAUAUAAAUUACCGCACAAGGGGUGCUGAUAUGGCAUAUUCCUCGCAGAUUGUUUUCAAUAAUGAUCCGGAUAAUACCUCAGAGCACGAUCUUGAAUAUCGCUUUACGAAUAGAUGCAUAGUUUGUGUGUCUGCGGAUGGACGAUAUAAACUCGCAUACUUCCCGGAAUCGAGUGAUAACCUGGUACAGUUUGAUAUACUUGGAGAUGGAGAAUCAAAUAAUUGCCUUCGAUCAUAUAUAUUCCACUGUCAAUACGAUACUAAACUAAACGGCGGCGGGUUCUAUAAUCCUCCAUCAUUACGCCUUCAAGGCUCGUUCCACCCAACCCUUCCCAUUGUAUUGUGGACAAUUCCACUCUUGGGACUAGGGUUUUGGAUUUCUGACCUUCGAAGCGAUAGCAGGCCGAUAUUUAUCGAUGACGUUGCUUUUGCAGCUAAAAAGCCGUCAUUUUCUCAAUGCGGCCGCUACCUUUUGGCUUUUUAUGAUGAAUCCUCUUGCAGCCGAAGCCCUCCAGCCCCUGGGAAGCCAGAAAUGGGUGUUUUUGUCGUCGAUUUCAAGGAAGGGGUAAAAUGCAAAUAUCUAUGGCCUCCUGGGAUAAUGAAUUACCACAGCGCCUAUGCCUUUUCUCAUAAUGAUGAGGUCUUUGUCGUUGGAUUCAAUAACGAUACACUUCUCAUUUCCCUGAGGCUAGCAGUAUCUGAGGACAACAUACCUCGGCUGCAAUACCUCAUGGCCUUUCCAUCUUCGCAUUCCCGCCUUGAAAGAGUACGGCGGUGUGGCAUCAUACAUGGCGGUUUCAAUGUUAUAAUAACAGAUAUUUGUGAAAAAGAGGCAAGUGCAGCUCUCUUGGAUUUUUCACCUCAAGAACUCCACCCCAAUGAUGCCCAAAUUAACCCCAAUAUCCCACAGGCUGUUGUCAUCCGUACUUCCCAUGAUGACUGGAAAGAUACCAACUUUAGGAUUAGUGGGAUCAGUAGGGUCUGUCAACGCGGGGGGCCAAUCAUAGAAGCAAAUGAACCGCUCCGGGCUCCUCCUUUCGCGAAUCCACGGAGCGACAAAAUGGCAUGGGUGCUAAAGCCUUCGGCGAUGAAGCACCUAAUCCAACGCUGGCAACUGAUGGAUAACGAACGGCACGUUCUCUUAGAGAGGGAGUACUAUGACAUAUAG
Messenger RNA from Nannizzia gypsea CBS 118893, 3888 nucleotides. RefSeq lists its product as hypothetical. The coding region runs from base 1 to 3888 and encodes 1295 amino acids. NCBI's taxonomy places the organism in Eukaryota, Fungi, Ascomycota, Eurotiomycetes, Onygenales, Arthrodermataceae. The record is from RefSeq and is a predicted model, not a curated record. The transcript has 5 exons.